UCAUGAACACCUUGUUAUAGCCAACAAAGAGUGUUGUUGCUAUAUAUAUAUAUAUAUAUGUUCUGAGUUUCAUAGAAUAAAUGUGUUUAGUGUGUACUCCGUUGUUGCAGAAAUGGAGAACGCAGAGAGUUCAAGCGGUGUUAGACUGGAGCGUGCCAUUUCUCCGCGCGAUCUAAGUUUGUUCGCCAUAUGGAAUCAAUUUCGUAGUUUCUUAGUGAUUUUGUCCAAAAAGGUCAUAAAGAAAGUUCCUACUCUUACUAGGACGGAUACAAAGGAUUCAGUUGACAGAGAUGCUGUGCUUGCAAGAGUUGAAUCAGAGAAAAAACAGGCUUUAAUUAAAGCAUGGGAAGAAAGUGAGAAGACAAAAGCAGAGAACAGGGCAUAUAAGAGGCACAAUGCAGUUGUAUUGUGGGAAAAUAGUAAGAAAGCAUCUGCUGAGGCAAAUCUCAAGAGAAUUGAGGAGAAAUUGGACAGAAACAAGGCCAAGUGUGUUGAAAAAAUGCAAAAUAAAGUGGCUGAAAUUCAUCGUACGGCAGAAGAAAAAAGGGCAAUGAUAGAAGCUUACAAGGGGGAAGAAUUUCUGGAAAUAGAGGAGAAAGCUGUCAAGCUUCGUACCCGUGGCCAUACGCCCAGGAAAUUCCUUCCAUGCUUUGGCAGUUAAAGGAUUUUCACACCAAAUUAUCAUUGCCUUUCUUUUUUGUUGUUAAACGUUUAAAAUUUUAUGUGUUGCUUAUCUGUAAUAAGAGACGCACAUUCAUAUUUGCAUAUUAAAUGCAUAUAACAAAAACUCACUGGUUAAUCGAA
Messenger RNA from Cajanus cajan (pigeon pea), 804 nucleotides. RefSeq names its product remorin 1.4. NCBI's taxonomy places the organism in Eukaryota, Viridiplantae, Streptophyta, Magnoliopsida, Fabales, Fabaceae. The record is from RefSeq and is a predicted model, not a curated record.